AUGCCACGACCCACACGAGGAAAUAUAGGUCGACGAACGCGUCAUGCAAAUGCUACGGCAUUACAAAGGCGAUCACAGACUCCAGAUGAACGAGCACAAGAUAAUGCAUCGCAGCGUGAACGUAAUGCACGAAAAAGAUCUGUUGUACCUGAAAUUAUGCGUGCUGCUUUUAAUUACAACAGUCAGAUUAAUUACAGUAUGUACGGAUAUAUUGGAAUAAUGGACACAAUAUGUCCACAUUGUGAUGCGGCUAAAUUUCCAGGUGAAACGCCCGGCAUGUGUUGUACUAAUGGCAAAUGGGACGACAUCAAAAACAAUUUAUUUGCAGGACAGUCGACAACCGAUCGUCAUGACAUUACUGCGCGUGUUUUUCGGCAAAAAUGUAAAGCACUUAUGGAUUUAAUUGUGAAAUUAUAUGUAUUUGGGGAGGUGCGUUGCCAUAUGUACUCCAUCGAAUGGCAGAAAAAGGGAUUGCCGCACGCACAUAUACUAAUUUGGCUGGUACAUAAAAUAACUCCGGAUCAAAUCGAUAACCUUAUAUUAGCUGAAAUUCCUAAUCACACUGCUGAUCCUGAGUUAUUUCAAGUUGUCGUUAAAAACAUGAUACAUGGACCGUGUUCGAAACGAUACCCAAGGCAAUUUACUUCAGACACAAUAACGGGCAAUGACGGAUAUCCGUUGUAUCGACGUAGAGCACCUAAUGAUAAUGGCAAAACGGCAACCAUUAGAAUGCAUAACCAGGAAGUUGAAGUUGAUAAUCGUUGGGUGGUUCCGUAUUCCAAAUUAUUAUCGAAAAUAUUCAACGCUCAUAUAAAUGUGGAAUAUUGUAAUUCUAUCAAAUCCAUUAAAUAUAUUUGCAAGCAUGUAAAUAAAGGGAGCGAUAUGGCUAUUUUCGGUGUUGCUGGUGAUAAUAGAAAUGAUGAAAUUACUCAGUAUCAAAUGGGUCGCUAUAUUAGUAGCAAUGAAGCUGUCUGGAAGAUUAUAUCGUUUCUAAUGCACGAAAGACAUCCGGCGGUUGUUCACUUGGCUGUACAUCUUGAGAAUGGCCAACGUGUUUAUUUUAAUGUAGCAAAUUUAUUGGAAAGAGCAGCGGAACCACCAGCAACUACGUUAACAGCUUUUUUCAAAUUAUGCGAAACUGAUACAUUUGCGAUAACUUUGUUAUAUUCAGAAGUGCCUCAGUAUUACACAUGGAAUGUGUCUUUGAAAAAAUUUCAAAGACGUAAACAAGGAACAGCAGUUCAUGGGCAUCCUGGCACUUUCCAAACAGAUGCAAUUGGCAGAAUAUAUACAGUACAUCCAAACAAUGUUGAGUGUUUUUAUUUGAGAUUGUUAUUAGUUAACGUAAAUGGACCAAAAUCAUUUCAAGAAUUGAGAACAGUCAACGGUCAUGUGUGUGAAACAUACCGUGAAGCAUGCCAACUUUUGCAUUUGUUGGAGGAUGAUGCACAUUGGGAUUCAACAUUUCAUGAUGCAUCUAUUUCGGCUCAUCCUCAACAAAUACAAAUGCUGUUUGCCGUUAUAUUUUCAACAUGUAUGCCAUCAAAUCCACUUGAAUUAUGGAAUAAAUAUAAACAUAAUAUUGCAGAAGAUAUUUUAAUUCGUAUGCGUCAUCAUGCAAGAAAUCCUGAUUUGUUGAUAACUUUGGAAAUGUACAACGAAGCUUUGAUAAUAAUUGAAGAUAUGUGUCUACGGAUUGCAAAUAAAACAUUAGUACAAUUGGGUAUGACCGCACCAAAUCGUGACAUGCAUGAUCUGUUUGAUUGUGAAUUGCAACGUGAGCAGGAAUUCAAUUCUAAUGAUUUGCGUUUAUUUGUACAAUCGAAUAUAACCAAAAUGAAUAUUCAGCAAAAAACAUGUAUAUGA
Messenger RNA from Anastrepha obliqua, 1866 nucleotides. RefSeq lists its product as uncharacterized. Lineage: Eukaryota; Metazoa; Arthropoda; Insecta; Diptera; Tephritidae. Bases 1 to 1866 code for a protein of 621 amino acids. The transcript is spliced from 2 exons. The record is from RefSeq and is a predicted model, not a curated record.